AUGCAGGCCGCUCUGAGCAGCAAGGCAGUCAUUGCCCGCCGCCCCACCGCCGUGGCCCCCCGCCAGGCCCGCCAGGCCUCCAAGCUGGUGGUGCAGGCCUACAAGGUGACCCUGAAGACGCCCUCCGGCGAGCAGGUGAUCGAGUGCGCCGACGACACCUACAUCCUGGACGCCGCGGAGGAGGCCGGCAUCGACCUGCCGUACAGCUGCCGCGCGGGCGCGUGCUCCAGCUGCGCCGGCAAGGUGGAGUCUGGCGGCGUUGACCAGAGCGACCAGAGCUUCCUGGACGACGACCAGAUGGGCAAGGGCUUCGUGCUGACCUGCGUCGCCUACCCCACGUCUGAUGUGACGAUCAGCACCCACCAGGAAGAGAGCCUUUACUGA
Molecule: messenger RNA, 384 nt
Organism: Chlorella variabilis
Lineage: Eukaryota; Viridiplantae; Chlorophyta; Trebouxiophyceae; Chlorellales; Chlorellaceae
Exons: 5
Coding region: 1-384 (127 amino acids)
Biological process (GO): electron transport chain
Molecular function (GO): electron transfer activity; 2 iron, 2 sulfur cluster binding
Source: RefSeq, a predicted model, not a curated record